AUGGCGUCCGACGACCGGGUGCUCUGCGCCGUACCGCGCUGCGCCCGCUUCGCCAAGGUCACGGGCCACUGCCUUCGCCACGCCGCCGACCAGCACACUCGCACCGAAGGUCAUCAGCACCAGUCGCUACGAAGAGAGAAGAACCGCGAUCGCAUGUGCUCGGCCGACACGCGGCGCAUUCUGCGCGACCGCCUCCGACGUCGAACUCGACCGAUCUCGUCGCAGUAGCACCUCUUAAUUGAGAACCUUGAGCGUA
Saprolegnia diclina VS20 is the source of this 256-nucleotide messenger RNA. RefSeq lists its product as hypothetical. The coding region runs from base 1 to 228 and encodes 75 amino acids. NCBI's taxonomy places the organism in Eukaryota, Oomycota, Saprolegniomycetes, Saprolegniales, Saprolegniaceae. The record is from RefSeq and is a predicted model, not a curated record. The transcript has a single exon.